Molecule: messenger RNA, 1376 nt
Organism: Cornus florida
Lineage: Eukaryota; Viridiplantae; Streptophyta; Magnoliopsida; Cornales; Cornaceae
Product: AT-hook motif nuclear-localized protein 8-like
Exons: 5
Coding region: 172-1203 (343 amino acids)
Molecular function (GO): minor groove of adenine-thymine-rich DNA binding
Source: RefSeq, a predicted model, not a curated record
UCAUCAGGCACUAAGUCCUAAAAGUCACACACGCGUUUCAGCUCCGCUUUUCAUUCUCUGAGUUUCCUAUUUCACUUUGUACUGGUAAUCCUCAGUCUCCAAAAACAAUCUGCAUUUCAAUAACAUAAACCCAUCCCCAGAAUCUGUUUGUUUUUAGAUUCAAUCUGCAAAAUGGCUUCACGAGAAGCGCCACCGCCUCCGCCGCCUGGUAUGGGAGUGGGACCACCCAACUCCUACACUCCAAACAUACCCAACAACACGCUGGCUCCCAAUUCUACCGCUAAUUCGAUGAUGCAAAACCCUCGUUUUCCCUUCAAUUCUAUGGUAACUUCUGCACCAACAACUUUGGAUUCUUUGAACUCACAGUACAACAAUGGAUCGCAGUCUUCUGGGUUUAAUCCAGGUGGGUUCAGCGUCGACGCGGCGAGGAAGAAGAGAGGGCGGCCGAGGAAGUACUCCCCCGACGGUAACAUUGCUCUGGGUCUGGGCUCUACCCCUAUUUCUUCAGUGGGCCAUGGAGAUUCCACUGUUGCGUCGCCGUCGUCGUCUGCCAAACGGAGUCGGGGAAGGCCAGCGGGUUCAGGGAAAAAGCAGUUGGAUGCUUUAGGAUCUUCUGGAGUUGGUUUUACGCCACAUGUUAUAUUGGUCAAACCUGGCGAGGAUAUAGCAUCGAAAAUCAUGGAAUUUUCGCAACUAGGACCACGUACUGUAUGUAUUCUUUCAGCAAAUGGUGCCGUCCGUCGUGUCACCCUUCGCCAACCCGCAAUGUCUAAUGGCACUGUGACAUAUGAGGGACGAUUUGAGAUUAUCUCUUUAUCGGGUUCCCUCUUGCUGUCAGAAAAUAAUGGUAACCACAGCCAAACAGGUAGUCUGAGUGUGUCCUUGGCAGGGCCAGAUGGUCGAGUUUUGGGUGGUGGAAUUGAGGGAAUGCUAGAGGCUGCGACAUCAGUUCAGGUAAUUGUGGGAAGCUUUCUUGAAGAUAGAAAAAAAAUAAAAUCCGGGCUUCCUUCAACACCUAGCUUGAAUUUUGGUGCAGCAGUUGCAGCAGCAAGUGCUCCCUCCCAAGGAGCCUCAAGUGAGUCAUCCGAUGAGAACAAUAACGGUCCUCUUAACCAGGGGGGUUCAGGAUUUUAUAAUAAUGCUAGCCAACCCAUUCAUGGUAUGUCAAUGUAUUCAAACAUGGACUGGCAAACUCCACGGUAAAGUUGCUUCCCAACUGACAACACAAUUGUUUAGGAUAUUUUCUUAGUUGAUGCUCUUAUGGAGUUACAGGUUGAUUGCGGAUACUAAUAGAUAAUUUCUAGGUGCUCUUCUUUUCUCUUCUAGACUUGAAUACUUCUAUGAUUUUUAUUUCGAGUUGGUUCACAUUUUCUUCA